AUGGUGGUGAACCACAACCUUCACAUGGAACUUAAUGGGGAGCUUGCAGACAAAGAGAGGUAUCAACGACUCGUGGGCAAGUUAAUUUAUCUCUCCCACACUCGCCCGGAUAUAGCUUAUGCUGUUGGAGUGGUGAGUCAGUUUAUGCACCAACCGCAAGUGGCUCACAUGGAAGCUGCUCAAAGAAUUCUAAGGUAUCUAAAGGGAACUGCAUGCCAUGGAGUGUUGUUCAAAGCAAAUGGACAUUUAAAUGUUGAGCUUUACACUGACGCCGACUGGGCAGGAGAUAAGGGAAAUCGAAGGUCUACAUCAGGGUACUUUUCCUUGGUUGGUGGAAACCUUGUUACCUGGAGGAGUAAGAAAUAG
Helianthus annuus (common sunflower) is the source of this 366-nucleotide messenger RNA. RefSeq lists its product as uncharacterized. Lineage: Eukaryota; Viridiplantae; Streptophyta; Magnoliopsida; Asterales; Asteraceae. The record is from RefSeq and is a predicted model, not a curated record. The coding region runs from base 1 to 366 and encodes 121 amino acids. The transcript has a single exon.